UGAGUCACUCUGCCACACUUCACAAGCAAAUGUCUCUCUUCCCUUCCCACCUCCCUUUUCUUUUUCUUUUAACCUUCCCAUCCCUUCUCCUCACUCGGAAUCCUUUGAUGAAGUUAAUAAUCCUGAGGUGCUUUCGUUCCGCGGUGAGUUUUAGAGUUUUGGUCAACGCAACCUUAGUGACAUGAACACCACUGAGGCCGAUGAAAUCUGCAUUCCCGAAGCAUGCGUUGGCUGCUUCUUGCUAAUCCGAUCGCACAAAAUCUCAUCAAGCCGUUCAUAACUUCUCUUCGCUGAUUAGAGCGGCCAAGAGAUAAAAGACAAAGCGACGAACAGUGCUCCCUGUGUUUCUGUGCGCCUGUGUCAGAGCGAGAUCGAUCGAUCAACACUAAAUUGCUCUGCUAGUCUUGUCUCAGAGGCAGUCACAGAGAUCUGAUGUUUCUGGGGAGAGGAGGGGAAGGUUGCUGCUGCGCCUCCAGGUCUCGUCUUGCUCCGUUCUUCUUCCCCCCCAUUUGCUCCUCCUAUUACUUCCUUCUUUAAGAGGGGCUGUUGAUGGAUUCGAGGGGAGAAAGGGGCUCGAACAUGGCUCUUCUUCUGUACUGUGCUCUUAUCUGCCUCUUCUCCGUUUCUGCUCUCCUCCUCACGAGUGCUCACCCAGAUGUUGGAAGCCUAACAAGUGUUUCCCAUGCUCAGGUGGGCGCAGGAGGCGUCGGCGGGGAGGCGUCGGGAGCUGAGCGGCGGUGGCGGUGGAAGAGGCGGAUGGCCGGGAUCGUAUCCUCCGCUGUGCGCGGCCAAGUGCGGCGACUGCACGCCGUGCAACCCGGUCCACGUGGCGGUGCCUCCGGGCAGGGCGGUGGUCGCGGAGUACUACCCGGAGGCCUGGCGGUGCAAGUGCGGCAACAAGCUCUACAUGCCCUGACCAUCCGCCCGAGUCCCAGCCAGCUUCCCUCGCUUGCACACCAACCGUUCGACGAGUGGCAUAUGAGAAGGAUUACUACCUUACAACGUAGCACAUGAAGCUACUCAUUCAUGCACCUGCUUCAUGAACAAGACAAGACCGCUGGAGCGACUCCGACUCCACCGUAUUCUUUCGCUCAUGGCUUGCAACAUUUCAGGUCAAAGAUGCGAUGUUGUGUCACCAUGGACCAACCAUGCGAAAGAACAUGUCAAAACAGAGAAGCUUGUAUCUUCUUUGCUGGACAUCGAUGACAGCAUAAUUGUGAUAUCAUGAUAUUGUUAUCGACCAGAAUUGAGCUAAAUAUCCUCCUCCUGAGGUUUGGAUCUUACUCAUUUGUUCCUGAUGUAUUACCAACUGAGACAAGCGAGCACAGUAUGUCUUCUCAUG
Messenger RNA from Musa acuminata subsp. malaccensis (wild Malaysian banana), 1342 nucleotides. RefSeq names its product EPIDERMAL PATTERNING FACTOR-like protein 4. Gene Ontology annotation, biological process: guard cell differentiation; stomatal complex development. Lineage: Eukaryota; Viridiplantae; Streptophyta; Magnoliopsida; Zingiberales; Musaceae. The record is from RefSeq and is a predicted model, not a curated record.